GCCGAGUCGGCCGAGGGGCCCCCGGGGCCGGCGGCGGCGCUGGAGCUGUGGCUCAAUAAAGCCACAGACCCAAGCAUGUCAGAACAGGAUUGGUCAGCUAUUCAGAAUUUCUGUGACCAAGUGAACACUGAUCCCAAUGGCUCAACCCAUGCACCUUGGCUACUGGCCCACAAGAUCCAGUCUCCACAAGAGAAAGAAGCUCUUUAUGCCUUAACGGUGCUGGAGGUGUGUGUGAACCACUGUGGGCAGAAGUUCCACAAUGAGGUGGCCAAGUUCCGCUUCCUGAACGAGCUCAUCAAAGUGUUGUCCCCAAAGUACCUAGGCUCCUGGACCACAGAAAAAGUUAAAGGCAGAGUCAUUGAAAUACUCUUCAGUUGGACAGUCUGGUUUCCAGAAGACAUCAAGAUCCGAGAUGCUUACCAGAUGCUGAAGAAACAAGGAAUCAUAAAGCAAGACCCUAAACUACCAGUGGAUAAAAUCUUGCCCCCACCUUCUCCCUGGCCCAAGAGCUCCAUCUUUGAUGCCGAUGAAGAAAAGUCAAAGCUUCUGACAAGGCUUCUGAAGAGCAACCAUCCUGAGGAUCUUCAGGCUGCAAACCGGCUGAUCAAGAAUUUGGUCAAGGAGGAGCAAGAAAAAUCAGAAAAGGUGUCCAAGAGAGUCAGUGCUGUGGAGGAGGUACGGAGCCACGUGAAGGUGCUGCAGGAAAUGCUGAGCAUGUACCGCAGGCCAGGGCAGGCCCCGCCAGACCAGGCAGCCUUGCAGGUAGUGUAUGAGAGGUGUGAAAAGCUGCGGCCCACCCUGUUCCGGCUGGCAAGCGAUACCACUGAUGAUGACGAUGCGCUCGCGGAGGUUCUCCAGGCAAAUGACCUCCUCACCCAGGGAGUUCUGCUGUACAAACAGGUGAUGGAGGGCCGUGUCACCUUUGGGAGCACAGUGGUCAGCUCUUUGGGAGACAUACCUGUCUCCAGAGUCUUUCAGAAUCCAACAGGCUGCAUGAAGAACUGCCCCCUGAUUGACUUGGAGGUGGACAGUGGAUCCAAGCAGGCUGGGACUGUGGCGCCGUCUUUACUGCAUCAGGACCUGGCAGCCUUAGGGAUCAGUGAUGGCCCAGUUACCAAAAAGGUUGCGAGUCAGAACUGCGGUCAGGAAAAGAGGAACCCUACCACCAGCACACUGCCGGGUGGUGGUGUUCAGAGCCCUUCUGCAGAAAGGAACUUGCUGGAUCUCCUCUCCCCACAGCCGUCUCUGGGGCCUCUGAAUUAUAUUCCGCAGAAAAGUAUCCCCAGGGAAGUGCCACCAGGUACUAAGUCCUCUCCAGGUUGGUCCUGGGAGGCUGGCCCAUUGGCUUCUUCUCCGUCUUCCCAGAAUACACCUCUGGCUCAAGUGUUUGUCCCUUUGGAGUCUGUUAAGCCCAGCAACCUGCCUCCUCUUAUCGUGUAUGACCGGAAUGGAUUCAGAAUUCUGCUCCACUUUUCCCAGACUGGGGCCCCUGGCCACCCAGAGGUACAGGUGCUACUGUUGACCAUGAUGAGCACGGCCACCCAGCCUGUCUGGGACAUCAUGUUUCAAGUAGCUGUGCCAAAGUCAAUGAGAGUGAAACUACAGCCAGCGUCCAGCUCCAAGCUUCCUGCUUUCAGUCCUUUGAUGCCUCCAGCAGUGAUCUCUCAGAUGCUGCUGCUUGACAAUCCACACAAAGAGCCCAUCCGGUUACGGUAUAAGCUGACAUUCAACCAGGGUGGACAGCCUUUCAGCGAAGUAGGAGAAGUGAAAGACUUUCCAGACCUGGCAGUCUUGGGUGCAGCCUAA
Lipotes vexillifer (Yangtze River dolphin) is the source of this 1806-nucleotide messenger RNA. It is a transcript of the gene GGA2, whose product is annotated as golgi associated, gamma adaptin ear containing, ARF binding protein 2. The record is from RefSeq and is a predicted model, not a curated record. NCBI's taxonomy places the organism in Eukaryota, Metazoa, Chordata, Mammalia, Artiodactyla, Lipotidae. The coding region runs from base 76 to 1806 and encodes 576 amino acids. Gene Ontology annotation, molecular function: ubiquitin binding; small GTPase binding; phosphatidylinositol binding. The transcript is spliced from 17 exons. Gene Ontology annotation, biological process: protein localization to cell surface; Golgi to plasma membrane transport; intracellular protein transport. Gene Ontology annotation, cellular component: trans-Golgi network.